GUAAAUCGGAUCAUUCGGUGGAUUUAUUGUCCAUCAAAUUGGUGCUCUCGUUGAGAGUCCGAGAAUCAUACUCGGAAGAAAUCCUCCACAACGACGAUGGUGCAAACACGUAGCAACGCCAACGUAGGUACCGGAGUUCCCCAACAGGGGGAGAACAGCGCCACCGGAGGUCGGCACCCCCCCAUCACCACCGGGGAGGUUGAGGCCCUCAUUCAGAGGGUUGGGAUCACGACCGAACAAUUCAAGGAGGUGCUGGCCGCACUUGCCCCCAACCGCGAGGUAGUGGUGGGAGAUGUGGCUGGGGGACCCAUAGGCGAGAAGGCUGGGCCUGAGGAAAAAAGAAAAAAGCUGGAAGAAGAGGACGAGUCGUCCUCCUUCGAGCGAAUGUCUGCUUUUGACCGUUUGGGAGAUCCCAAGUCGAAGAAACCUCGGACCUCUGCGUUCGAAAGGUUGCAGGACACUCGGUCGGCCCGAAAAGGCGACUUGAGAGACACGCUCAAGGAGAAGAGAGGGGAGUCCACAGCGACCUCCAAGGUCGGUUCUGAGGAGCGACAGAAGAAAGUCGGGGAUAAAGGUGCAGCCGAGCUGUGGAAAAUGUACGAACAACUAGAGAAGCGGCUGGAUGCCCAGAACCCCUAUCGCCAGGCGGUCUUCAGUGAGGUAACGCCCUUCUCCAGGAGGAUAAUGUCCUGCCCUCUCCCAGAUAAUUUCAAGACUCCCCAGAUCAAGGCAUACAAUGGGACGACCGAUCCCCAAGACCACCUCGCUCGUUUCGAGGCCAACGUGGUCAUGUACGCGUAUCCAGAAGAAAUCAAGUGUCGGUGCUUCUUGGCGACACUGGAAGGGCAGGCUUGUGAGUGGUUUCACAAGUUACCCAAGGGGUCGAUAGAUAAGUGGGGCGACCUGGCCCACAAGUUCUUGGAGCACUUCGCGUCCAGCCGGAGACAAAAGCUCCCCUUCUCGCAUUUGCUCAAUGUGAAGAUCCGGAAGGGGGAACAGCUCCGGGAGUUCAUUAAUAGGUGGGAGAAGGAGGCUAGGGAUGUCCAAGGGGCGGACGACCAAGCCCUGAUCGCCAUGCUCCAAGCUGCACUCCCCCAAGGGGAUGUGCGUAAGGAGCUGCGACGGAAUCCUCUCUCGACCUAUCAAGAGAUGUUGGCCAGGGCGAAGUACCUGGCGCUGGAAGAGGAAGAUGAUGAGCCACCAGUCCGGAAGGAGAAGAAAAGCGGGCCACCGGUGGCAGAAGGAAAGAAGAGGAAGGAAUAUGGUAAGGGGCCGAACCCCACCGGGUAUCAUGCGAACAGGCAUCCCGUUCACGCGGUACAGUCGUUGCCGGCCCCUCCUCAUGGUCGGGAAAGCUAUGGUGUGCAAGAUGCACCCAAAUACUGCGAGUACCACCGUAACAGCACCCAUAACACGUCGGAGUGCGUUACGCUGAAGAAGGAGAUGGAUCAGCUGAUCGCUAGAGGGCCACCUCCUCGGUCAGAGCGACCGUCCACAAGAAUCUCUCCUCGAGCUGUGAGCUCGGUGCUUGUGAGGGAGGAGGAGGGCGCACAGCGACCUGUGUACUAUGUGGCCCGAGUGCUGCGAGGGGCGGAGUUGAGAUAUACCAACAUGGAGAAGACCAUCUUUGCGGUAGUGUGUACAGUGAAAAAGCUCACCCCAUAUUUUCAAGCCCAUCCGGUCCAUGUGUUAUCACAAAUUCCCAUCGGAACGCUUCUUCGAAGCCCAAAUGCCCCGUCACGGGUCAGCAAGUGGGGAGUGUUCCUGGGAUCCUUUCAAAUAGAGUUCAAGCCGCGACCGGCGAUAAAGGGGCAAGCAUUAGCAGAUUUCGUGGUAGAAUGCACUGCGAGGGAGGUAGAAUCUAGUGGAGAAGAACCCGAGGGGAAUUGGUGGACCGUGUACACCGAUGGGUCGUCCGCGACUGAUGCUUCGGGGGGAGGUGUCGUGGCGAUAUCUCCGGAAGGGUUCAAGGCAUACUACUCCGUGAGAUUCCGGUUUAAAGUCUCAAACAAUGAGGCUGAAUAUGAGGCACUGCUUUGCGGCUUGAGGUUGGCAGCCUCAUUAAAGGCUGAGCGAAUCCAAGUCCGGUGCGAUUCCAAGCUAGUGGUAGGACACGUCACUGGAGAAUUUGAGGCCAAGGAUGAACGAAUGAAGAAGUAUAGAGACACUGCCCUGGAGUUGCUUAAAGCAUUCGGGGCGUACCGGAUAGAGCAAGUCCCUCGGGAAGAGAACGCUGAGGCAGAUAUCUUGUCAAAGCUUGGUCCGGAUUCCCCGGAUCAUAUUAAGGCAAUGACCCAGGAAGAAGAGUUUCUCAAGCCAAGCAUCAGUCCCGGACAAGUGCUGAUCAUCACACUCAGAGAGGAGCCGGAUUGGAUUGAUGAGAUUACCAUGUACAUCCUUGACGGGUCGUUACCCAUCGACCCAAUCGCGGCAAAGGUGGUGAGGCGACGUGCACCCAGCUAUACGCUGGAGUGCGGUCGGCUGUAUAAACGAUCGUACAAUGGUACAUUGUUGAGGUGCUUUAGAGCGGGCGAGGCGCAGAAGUUAAUGGAGGAAAUCCAUGAGGGAAUAUGUUCAGCGCAUCAGGGAGCCUUCACGAUGUCCAGGAAGGUGACCCUACAAGGAUACUUUUGGCCAACGAUUAUCAGAGAUUGCGCAGAGUACGUGCGCAAAUGCAAGCGGCUCAGAAUCCGAACUCGCGGCUUCCUUCUUCAUCCCCGUGCAAACCCUAGCGGCCUCCCAGGCAGAAGCCGACCUCGCAGCGCUCUCUCAGCCACCAUGGGACGCGUUCGCACGAAGACAGUGAAGAAGUCCUCCCGCCAAGUGAUCGAGCGCUACUACUCGCGCUUCACCCUCGACUUCCACACCAACAAGAAGGUUCUGGAAGAGGUGGCCAUCAUCCCGUCGAAGCGCCUCCGCAACAAGAUCGCCGGAUUCUCGACGCAUCUCAUGAAGCGGAUCCAGAAAGGGCCCGUUCGAGGCAUCUCGCUCAAGCUCCAGGAGGAGGAGAGGGAGCGCCGCAUGGACUUCGUCCCCGAGCAGUCUGCCAUUAACACUGACGUCAUUCAGGUUGACAAGGAGACCAUGGAUCUCCUCACUUCUUUGGGCAUAGCCGAUCUUCCAGGAGUGGUGCAGAGGGUGGAGGAGACCGCCCCUGUUGCAGCCGUCGACACUGCAAUUGCCGGCGGCCGCGGUGGAUUUGGAGCUGGCCGCCCUGGAUUUGGUCGUGGUGGAUUUGGGGGUGCUGGCGGUGACCGGUACUGAAAUGCUUCUGUUUCUAUUGAGUAUUAAUUGUUCUAGUCUACACAACACCUCGUGAAUGUUUUAAUUUGUGCUACUUAUUUAAAGGUUUGAGCCUUUUUAUAUUUUUCAUGUUUGCACUCUGAUAAGUUUUUGUCUGGUUUUGAGAUUAUUAGCAUUUCUCUGUUUCUCUAUUUUUCUUUUCUUGAACUAAUCUCUGUGGUU
Cuscuta campestris is the source of this 3465-nucleotide messenger RNA. The record is from the annotation of a GenBank genome assembly. Lineage: Eukaryota; Viridiplantae; Streptophyta; Magnoliopsida; Solanales; Convolvulaceae.